AUGAUAUGUGAUAUGCCUUUGGUUUGUUCCUCCCUUCGGCAGGCCGAGGGCUAUCUGCAAGGAGAAGAAGGAAGGGCAAAAAGUGAGCCCCUGAGUACCAGUGUGGUACCAACUGAAGGACUUGUGGUAGUGGCCUGGAAGACUACCACGCGUCCUAGGAGAUAUGUCCAACACAAAGCCUUUGAGGUGCCUUCGGCAGGGGGUAUCAAAGGCACCAGCCAAUUGGCGGAUAUGGGAAUGACUGAAAUUAGUAGAAUGGUUUCUGAUGUUUUCCUCCUACAUUUUUAUUGGGGUCAAUCCCUCCUACUCCAACCUUCUUUUCUGUACUGGUAA
This is a messenger RNA of Prunus armeniaca (apricot), 333 nucleotides long. The record is from the annotation of a GenBank genome assembly. NCBI's taxonomy places the organism in Eukaryota, Viridiplantae, Streptophyta, Magnoliopsida, Rosales, Rosaceae.